AUGUUUUCUCACAUUUAUUUAUCUUCUCUCUAUCCAAUUCUAUAUCCUUUCCCCCCUCUCUCUUUCUUUCUUUCGUUCUUUCUUUCUAUGCAGUUGAAUAAAAUGCCACCAACAAUAGAUGGGCAGAUGACCAUUGAGAAGACGCCAAGUUACUUCAUUACCAAGGAAGUCCCGAAGCGUAUAUUCAACAUGUCGAAGAAUAUGAAGAUCCUCGUGAUUGUGCGUGAUCCUAUAACGCGUGCAAUCUCUGACUAUGCCCAACUGGCUAGCAAGAGAAUUCACAUGCAGCGAUUUGAGGAUCUUGCAUUUGUCAACACCACUACUCGCAUCGUGGACACCACAUGGAACGUCAUUCGCAUCGGAGUCUACGCCAAGUUCCUUGAGCGUUGGCUACACUAUUUCCCGCUUUCACAGAUCCACUUUGUAAGCGGCGAAGAAUUGAUCUCCGAUCCGGCCAGGGAGUUAAGCCGUGUUCAAGAUUUCCUCGGAUUGAAGAGGAUUAUCUCAGAGAAACAUUUUUAUUUUAACGAGACGAAAGGGUUUCCUUGUUUGAAAAAAACGGAAGGCAGCGGUCACCCGCAUUGCCUAGGCAAGACAAAAGGCAGACCACAUCCGACUGUUGAUCCAACUGUUUUGAAACGACUUCGAGACUUUUAUCGGCCAUUUAAUGCAAAGUUUUACCAUAUGGUGCAACGCAAUUUCAAUUGGCCCUGA
Messenger RNA from Acanthosepion pharaonis, 714 nucleotides. The record is from the annotation of a GenBank genome assembly. NCBI's taxonomy places the organism in Eukaryota, Metazoa, Mollusca, Cephalopoda, Sepiida, Sepiidae.